GACGUAAAACGACGAUGUCACAAAUGAAUUAGAGGUUAUAUACAACGACCUUUUCUUUCAGUCAAGAAGCAAACGAACAACUGAAUAUCGUGAUCAUUUUUUGCGAUUUCGAUAAAAAUGUUAACAAAAUCGUGCCGAUUAUUACAAAAGUUAUGUGGAGAUUCUCAGAAAUUAAAGGGAUUCUCUGCCAAAAAUGGAUAUUCAACAGCAGCUACUGCAACAUUUGAAACAAAACCAUUUAGGCUGCAUAAAUUGGAAGAAAGCCCAUCAACUUCUGUUACAUUAUCCAAAGAAGAUGCCAUAACUUAUUACUCACAAAUGCAUACUAUUAGGCGUAUGGAAACAUCUGCUGGUAGUUUAUAUAAGGAAAAAAUUAUUAGAGGAUUUUGUCAUCUUUAUUCAGGACAGGAAGCAGUAUGUGUAGGAAUAAAAGCAGCUCUUCGACCAAAUGACGCUGUUAUCACCGCAUAUAGAGCUCAUGGUUGGACUUAUGUAAUGGGCGUUUCUGUUCAAGGAGUUUUGGCGGAAUUAACAGGUAGACAAAGUGGUUGUUCACGUGGAAAAGGAGGCUCCAUGCACAUGUAUGGAGAUAAUUUUUAUGGUGGAAAUGGAAUAGUAGGAGCACAAGUACCUUUAGGAGUUGGUAUAGCAUUUGCCUUAAAAUACCAAGGAAUCGAUGGGGUUUGCGUUAGUUUAUACGGUGAUGGUGCCGCUAAUCAAGGACAGGUGUUUGAAGUUUAUAACAUGGCGAAACUUUUAAACAUUCCAUGUAUAUUUGUAUGUGAGAAUAAUGGAUAUGGGAUGGGCACAAGCGCUGAACGUGCUGCAGCUAGUACAGCUUAUUACACAAGAGGUGAUUAUGUCCCAGGAAUUUGGAUUGAUGGAAUGGAUGUUUUAGCUGUAAGAGAAGCUGCUAGAUAUGCAGUGAAUCAUUGCACUUCUGGGAAAGGACCUAUUGUACUUGAGGUUGCCACAUAUAGAUAUUCUGGUCAUUCCAUGUCGGAUCCAGGCACAAGUUAUAGAACACGUGAUGAAAUUCAAGAAGUACGACAAACUAGGGAUCCUAUUACCUCAUUUAAAGAGAAGAUUUUAACCGCUAAUUUGGUGACGCCUGAAGAGUUAAAGAAAAUUGAAACGGAAAGUAGGGCAAUGGUUGAUGAAAUAACCAAAAAAGCUAAAGCUGAUAAAGAAGUCGAUCUUGACGAGUUAAGCGCUGAUGUUUACUCAGUUAACCUUGAAGAAAAAAUUAGAAAUAUAACUCCAUUUGAACCGCUCCAACAUAAACGAAUUGGUCCUGCUGUAAAUAUGUAAAAUGUUUCCUGUAAAUACUUUAUAAUUUAUGUUCUUUUAAUUAAUUAAAAUUGAUAAUAUUAUAAAUAAACCAUUAAUUAAUUA
Molecule: messenger RNA, 1395 nt
Organism: Onthophagus taurus
Lineage: Eukaryota; Metazoa; Arthropoda; Insecta; Coleoptera; Scarabaeidae
Product: pyruvate dehydrogenase E1 component subunit alpha type II, mitochondrial
Biological process (GO): pyruvate decarboxylation to acetyl-CoA
Cellular component (GO): intracellular membrane-bounded organelle
Molecular function (GO): pyruvate dehydrogenase (acetyl-transferring) activity
Source: RefSeq, a predicted model, not a curated record